GGUGCUCUUAGCUGCCUCUCACCUGGAGGAGGGUCUCGCUGGGCUGCUGCUGCCACAUACCUUGGCAGUGCUGGUGGUGACGGGUGGUGGGCUCCCCAACUACCCCAAGGCUUGGGGUCACGGAGCUGCUUGUGCUGCAUGGCUGCCUUUUUAAAAUUUCCUGCUGCUGGAAGUCACAGCCUUCUUGUCCCUCUGGAGCUGCUCCUUCAUGGUCUGAGGCUGCAGCUCCUGAGGCCUCCUCCCCUCCCUUGGGGUAGGAAGAAACUGCCUUACUGACAAUCCAUUCCUCUUGCCCUCUUUGGCAGACAGGACCACAGUUUAUUGUAAGCAAAGAUGAUGUGGAAAGAAUGUAAACUGUAUGAAAAGAUUAUGGGAAACUAUACAGAUGACUUUUUCGGUAAAUCUGAUUUCUUGUGUUUCUCAAUAUUGCAUUGAUCGAAUGGGGAGAGAACUGUACUAGGCUGUAUGUAAAUUGGGGGGACGGGACCCAUCACCAUUUAGGGAUAUGUCUGACCUCCAGAGUGACUCAGGCAGAGGGAGAAGAUGAUCGGACCCCUUCCCACUUGGUCCAACCUCCCUCCCACAAGGAAGAACAACCAAGCCAGUGUCCUAUGGCCCAGGAGCGAAGGCUGAAGCCCCCUCCGUCCUGCUUUAUAUUAAACUCUUGCAAGCAACCACGCACUUGCCAUGUACUAACAGAUGGCAUACUUUUGAGGGUUUUAAACUCUCCCUCCCCAUUUUACUUUAAAAAACCAAGUGGGGGCAUGGCGGAGGCUUUGCAGCACUUUCAUAAUCCAGGCCAGCUGCCUUUGAAUCCAGGCCAUAAUCCAGGCCAGCUGCCUUUAAAACUGGGCCUGGAGCUGGUUCUACUGUAGGUGUCAUGGAAUGAACUGUCAUUUGCAGGGAAGAAUAAGAUAAAGUCUUCAUAUCACCUCAUGUGUUGGGGAAAGAAAAAAUGAGAUUUUAGUUUUCAACCCUCAAGAGAGCCAUGGACUAUUUGAUAUGGGUGCAACAAGGGGUGGUGUCAGGUUAAGUUUCUCAGGUGAUUUGGGGGGGUCUGCCAUCCCACAGAGGUUUUUGAAAUUGCAGAAGAAUGAAAAGUCCUUCAAACUCCUUCGCGAAGAAAGCCACAGAAGUGCUCCUGGUUUUCUCCACUGGCUGUUUUAUUCACUAGCAAUACCACCAUCGGUAGCUGGGCAGAGGUACUUCAGCCCCCACCCCCUCUCCUGCCAAAGCAGCGCCUUUUGUCAACCAGGGAAAGGUUUCAGGCUUGCCCUGGUUUUCUGUGGUCCAGCUUCUUCACCAGCUGCUUGGCAGUAGUAGGGGCAUCAUAAUAGUUCCUCUCUGCUCCUGGUUUGAAUUAUUUAGGAUAUUCUCUCCACAGCUUCAUUCAAGAUAACAACAACACAUGUAACACAAGCAUCAAGCUGUUUCUCUGAUAAGGGGCAGGGAAGAAAAGCCUUGGGUGAUUUUAAAAGCAGAGUACGAAAAGCUCAUACCAAAAUAAAAACUUAGUUGGUCUUUAAGGUGCUACUGAAUGAAUUUUUUUAUUUUGUUUCGACUCAGACCAACACGUCUACCUACCUGUAUUUAAAAGCAGAGUUAAUGUGCACUCUUAGGCUUGCCUACUGAGCAGGAAGCCCAAGGGGACUUAACCCACGUAAUUAUAGCAUAUGUUGAGGCAUUCCUUCUACCACUGUCUCUCUCAGCUUCAUUGUACAGGGGGGAGGGGGAGGCAGUUACUGUGCUCCUGUGUGUCUGCUCAGAAGUAUCCCACUGAACUGCAUGGGACUUGCUCUUGGGGCAACCUGGGUUGCUUGCAGCUUAUGACUCUACAUAGCUGCCAAGUUUUCCCUUUUCUCGCGAGGAAGCCUAUUCAGCAUAAGGGAAAAUCCCUUAAAAAAAGGGAUAACUUGGCAGCUAUGACUUAUGACAGAUGUGAAGGAACAACCAUUACCUUCUAAGAAGCACUGUAAGUCCAGUACUGCCCCAGUUCACUGCCUCAGGCACCUACGAGGCUAAGCUGUUCCUUCUUCUGUUUUCGGGGGUGGGAAGCAAGGGGGACACCUCCAGUUGAUUCCUCAGACCAGGGGUGCCAACUUGAAUAAAAUAUUGGGCGGGCCAGGUAAGCCCCGCCCCACACAAUCGAUCACAUGAUGCAGCGCAUGCACACUAUUUGAAUGGCAAUAGCCAUCAACUUUGAGCGGAAAGAGCAAGUUGUUUUCGGGCGUGGGGGGGAGGGUAGCGGGACACCAGGGCGACCCAAGGCAGCCUCCGCCAGAGCCAGGGAAAGGGUGGAAACAGCCGACCGAGGCGCGUCUUGUCCACGUCCCGCCGCAAGAGGCGCUCGCCUUCCGGGCGGCUGAGAUGGCGGAGGGAGCUCGGGGAGGCGGCGACGGUGGCUGGUUCCAGUUCGGAUUCUGCUUCGGGAAGGCGACGGAGGCCGGGCUGGAAGUGGCGCCGCUGCUGGUCGGGGGCGAGGCCGGGCCAGUGCGCUGCGUCAGGCCGAGCUGGAGCUUCUCCGGGAUCGUCCGCGCCGGCGGGUCCCCCCCGGUGCUGUUGCAAGGCGCGGUAUGCGCGGCGUUGCCCGAGGACUGUCGGGACGUGCUGCCGUCGGAGACCCACGUGCUGGUGCUGCGGGAGGCGGCGAUGGAGAGCUGGCCGGUGGAGGGCUUGGCCCUGGUCCUGGAAGGGGAGCCGGCGUGGAGGUGCGAGAUCCUCCCUGAGGAAGCAGCGACCGUAGAGCUGCCCCUGGUGCCUGGCGGGUACGUGGCCCCUCGGCCCCCUUUCUUCACCCCUCUGCCCUCCACCUUGCAGGCUCGCAAGCUGGCCCUGGGCUACGAGCAUGCGGUGCUGCUGAACACAGAGGGGGCCCUCUUCUCGUGGGGAGGCGGCAGGCAUGGGCAGUUGGGCCAUGGGGAGCUGGAGAGCAGGACAGAGCCCCAGCUGGUGGAAGCCUUGCACGGGGUGCCCCUGGUGGAUGUGGCGGCUGGAGGAUGGCAUUCAGCUGGCAUUAGUGAAGCAGGUGAUUUGUACGUCUGGGGCUGGAACGAGACGGGACAGCUGGCCCUACCUUCCAAAUCUGUGGCUGAGAGUAGAGUCACCACGACAGAGGUGAAGAGAGGGGACACAGAGUUGAGCUUGGCAGAGCAGGAGGCAGCACAAGGACCCUGCAAGGCUGCAUUCAUUUCGAUCCAAGCCUUCCCUGCUUUGCUGGAUAUGCCAGAUGGGGAAGAUGUCUGUAAGAUCAGCUGUGGUUCACGACACACCGCUGCUGUGACAUGUGCAGGAGAGCUCUACACCUGGGGCUGGGGUAAAUAUGGCCAGCUAGGGCAUGGGCAGACAGCGAGCUCUGAUGAGGCAAAGAGGGUGUCCUGCUUUGUGGAUUGGGGUCUACGUGUAGUGGACGUGGUAUGUGGACCAUGGACUACCUAUGUACAUGCUGUGGCCCAAUAACAGCUGAGAUGGAGGGCAAGAAGCCAGAAACCUUUGGGAAGACAGCAUGAACAGGACCUACUCCUACUGCCGCUCCAGUCCAACUGUCUGAGUUGAGGCUCAAUCUGACUUUAUCCAAGUCCCAGAUCAGGGGUAGUGGCUCCAUCUAAUCCUCCCUCCACCUGCCUUCCAGUAACAACUACUUCAAUGGACAACACAAGGGCAUCUUUAGAUAAAAGAGGGAGCUGUUUUAGCACCUCCAAGAACACCACAGAGGCAGAGUUAUACAGAGCAUAUUUUAUGUAGCACUAAAUUGCCAUGACAGACAAAACAGAUGUUGGAACAGUCAUUUUGUGAAUAAAGCUGUUGCUUCCACCGUCA
This is a messenger RNA of Zootoca vivipara (common lizard), 3816 nucleotides long. RefSeq names its product RCC1 domain containing 1 (gene RCCD1). The record is from RefSeq and is a predicted model, not a curated record. Lineage: Eukaryota; Metazoa; Chordata; Lepidosauria; Squamata; Lacertidae.